Messenger RNA from Fukomys damarensis (Damara mole-rat), 935 nucleotides. It is a transcript of the gene Dkkl1, whose product is annotated as dickkopf like acrosomal protein 1. The transcript is spliced from 5 exons. The coding region runs from base 180 to 860 and encodes 226 amino acids. NCBI's taxonomy places the organism in Eukaryota, Metazoa, Chordata, Mammalia, Rodentia, Bathyergidae. The record is from RefSeq and is a predicted model, not a curated record.
GGCUGCCAAUAACGCUCCAGGCGUCCCGCGUGGGUUGAAAACCGAACUGUGAGGACUGUAACAGUCCUCCUUGGAGUAGGGAGUCGGGAGUCGGGGAGUCCAGCGACUGGCCUGUGGUCUAACAUAAGGGCGGAGCUCGGAAGGGCCAGGGAGUCGGCAAAGCCUUCCAGCCGCCGGCCAUGUGGCAUCCGCUGGUCCCGCUGCUAUUGCUCCCCUGCGCCCUGCUGCCCGCCUCGUUAGCGGCCCCCAUGGGCCACGAUGACGCCCAAGAAAGCUCUUCGGAUUUCCUAGGCCUCCAGAAACUUCUCCAAAGCUUCAGUCGACUCUUCCUGAAAGAUGACCUGCUGCGGGAUCUGGGCCGCUUCUCCGCCCCUGUGGAUUUCCGGGGCCGCCCCACAGACUUCCAUCAAGAGAAGAAUCAGAAGCGCCGGCUGGGGAACAAGACCCUCUCCAGCCACCUCCAGAUCGACAUGGUGACUGACAACAAGACAGGAGAGGUGCUCAUCUCCGAGAAAGUGGUGGCCUCCGUGGAGCCAGAGGGAAGCCUGGAACGUCACCCUAAGGCUCCCAAGGAAGCCCCAGUGUCCACCGGAAGAGCCAUGGGCAGCUUCCACCCAGAAGGCCAACACCACGUGGCCUUCUGGAUCAUUAAGAUGCCACAGAGGAAGUCGCACCAGGAUGCUCGAGAGGACGGUAGCUGGCUAAGCGAGAAGAAACACCGCCUGCAGGCCAUCCGGGAUGGGCUCCGAGAGGGGACCCACGAAGGUGUCCUUGAAGAUGGGACCCAGGACUCCUACUCCAGGCUGCCUGCCCGCAAGACCCACUUCCUGUACAUCCUCAGGCCCUCCCAGCAGCUAUAGAGGUGGGGGUGGGAGCCCUGCAUAGACUCUCCAGGCCUCACCCCCAGCACCACAUGGAAAUAAAGAGUUCUUAAC